AUGAACGACCGUCCUGGGACAAUACCUGCGGCUGCGCCAUCCCAUCCACGCCGUCCACCAGCCCACAAAUCCGUCUCUCUUCGGCAUAGCCCGCCUCAGUCUGUGCCAAGGCGUAGGGCGAAAGAGUCGACCACAACCCGAAGCUCACCAACUCUGGCGAGCGACAAGGCCAACCCGCCAUCGAGCGUCUCGCCACAGCUUCUCGCCAACAAGACCAGUUCCGGAGAGAGCAGCGACGCCGGACAGUGGUUCGAGAAGACAAACAACACGGCCAGCCAGGGCAAGCCCUCUUUCGUCGACAACGAACCGCCUUUCUUCCUUCGAAACUCGUCCUCGUCCGAGACGCCGCCCGACAACUCCCAGUACGCUUAUGCACGUUCCGCCAUCCCAUACCGCCCAGGCCUCGGCCAAAUGGGCACAGAUGGCAGCAGCACCGAGGACUUCCGAAGCGUCAUUGACGACCUGACUGUUGCAAACAAGAAACUCAAGCAGAGACUGAGGAAGUACGAGAAGCUUUACGAUGCCCACCUACAGGAGGAGAAGUUGUUUGAAGUCAGGUUUCACGGUCUGCCAGACCACAAGAAGAAGGAACUCGAGGAGACUCUGCGCAAGUUCGCCUCUGAGCUUGACGAAGGCACCGCCAAUGAGUACGCCGACAUCUCAGCAUACACGCCGGCGCUCCAAACACACAACACCGCUUCUUCAACGUCACGAUUUGCCGAGUCGGGCUACGCCUCCCUGUCCGCAUCUGGCCACAAGUCUUCGGCAACUAACCAAGACAACGACCGUCGCAAGAUGACCAAGUCCGCAUACAGCCGUCAACAAGAAACCAUUCAUUCUUAUCUUCACGACAUCCCCAUGGGCCUGCUACCCAACAACAACAAGAGCGCUCCCAUGACUGACAAAUCAAAGAAGAAGAUGGUCGUGCGCCGUUUGGAGCAAAUCUUUGCUGGCAAGCGGUCGGCAGCCGGAUCUCAUCCACAGCAAAUGCAGCAACAGGAGGUAGCUCAGUCAGCAGCUACAGCGGACCGCGAGCAGCGGGAAGCGACUGGACAGAACUACAAGCCCGAGGGUCUGCGCGAAGCACGCAUAAGGAAUGAUCACAGUGCCAGUGCUGCUGAAGAGAAGGGUACCCCUCAGGAUGAAGUCAUCCAGGGAUUCCGCCCCAGUCUACACAUUGAGGAACAUGACUUUGCCGGCUCAGGCUCAUCUCCUGAUCAACGACCGACACGACCGCUCGACUUGGACCCUUACCGUGCUCAGGUGCCCACAGAAAAUAUGGACUAUAUUCGCCAUCUUGGAUUCACCCCACCAGACAUGAACUCCGGAGAAGCACCUCUCGGCCAUGGAUGGAUCUACCUCAACCUGCUCAUCAACAUGGCGCAACUACACACUCUGAACGUGACACCCGAGUUUGUCAAGGAUGCCUUGCAUGAGUACAGCACUCAUCUCGAGAUAUCUCGCGAUGGGCGCAAGAUUCGAUGGAAGGGCGGUCUCGACGUCACCAAGCACAGCGGCGACAGCUUGUCGGAGCAUUGGAGUGGUGCAUCACCAAACGAGACUGGCUCCGUGUCGCCAUUCAAACGCAUGAAGACUGGCACGAGCGGCACCAGUAGUGAACUGCUUGACGAGUCUGGAAAAGCAAGAAAGUUAGCUCGGGUCCAGCGGGAGAAGGAACAGAACAAGUUUGCCUACAAGCCUCUUUUCUUCCAUAAGGAUGAUUCGGAGAACGAAGAUGACUUUUACGGUUUCGACGCCGAGUCUUCAGCCAAUUAUUCUUACCAGCCGCAACCUGCUGGAAACUCCUCAGGUUUCAGCAGCUCCAUCAUGCAGAGCUCUUCAUCAAAGCCUCGCAGACGCGAUGACGGACCCAUGAUUUUCUAUACAAAAGCCAAGUUCUGCACUGAUCUGAGCGGUGAUCGUAACGGAGCAUUCCUCACAAUGCCUGGCAACUAUCAACCAAUUACAACUCAGCCUCUCGGUGCUACACAGAGCAGUCUACCACAGACCAAGGCAUCCUUGGAUCUGGUCGAGCCCCGAGGCCCUUUGGACACUACGCCAAUGGACGUUGACUCCGUUAGCGGAGCACGCACUGUUUCGAGCGGAGAUGAUCUUGGCUUCUCGCCAGAGGCCCUGAGGAACGACAGCGGAAACACUAGCCCAGAACUAAUGGACUUUGAAGCUUCAGGUCUGGGUGGUGUACAGCCAGAAGACAACUUCUCCAUCCACAUCCGCCGAUCCCAAGUACCGACCGCACCAUCUCAUGUCGCCGCCCGUCGCUGGUCAAACUUAUACCCCAAGGCCAUCCAGGACGCACUCCACUCUAAACAAUCAUCUCCCGAGGUUGAGUCUCCUAGAUCAAGUCCCCAGCGUGUAAUCGAAGAGAGAAUCCUCUCCGCAUCACGGAAAAACCUUCCCAGCUCUACCCUUCCCCCCGCGUCCUUUCUUCCCUUGGACUCCUGCUCUUCCGGCGACGUCGACUCAGACCUCGCAUCCGACGCCUCCUCCGAACCCGACAGCGACUCGGACUCCGGCAGUCCCACAACCGCCAUGCAAAUCCUCAAUAUCGCCCCCAUCGCCUCCGACGUGUCUGAAGGCUCAGAGUCCGACUACGAGGAUAGCGAUGACGGUUCCGUAGAUUUACUUGCUACGGCUCGCCAACAGGAUCCUUCGGCUGUGAGGGCUAGUGAGCGCGAAUACGACGCCGCAUUGGCUGAUCGACUGGCUGAGGAGAUUCCUGCUGGUAGUUCCGCAGCAACUGCUGGUGGCGGAAGCGGUUUCAACAGUCCUGUUGGCGGUAUUCGCGAAACUGUCAACUUGGCGAAGAAAGCGAGCAUGGCCAGCAGCAGUGCAAGCAGCAGCAGGGUUGGUCCAUCGCCGGGUUUGAAGAGGGCGAGGACGAGCGAUUCUUUUACUCAGCCGCCGAAGAAGAGUCCCAAGAAUAGGCGCAUGGGGGAGUGA
Molecule: messenger RNA, 2961 nt
Organism: Alternaria atra
Lineage: Eukaryota; Fungi; Ascomycota; Dothideomycetes; Pleosporales; Pleosporaceae
Exons: 2
Coding region: 1-2961 (986 amino acids)
Biological process (GO): circadian rhythm; regulation of DNA-templated transcription
Cellular component (GO): cytoplasm; nucleus
Source: RefSeq, a predicted model, not a curated record